This is a messenger RNA of Polychytrium aggregatum, 1112 nucleotides long. RefSeq lists its product as uncharacterized. The transcript is spliced from 3 exons. The record is from RefSeq and is a predicted model, not a curated record. The annotation marks the transcript as partial. NCBI's taxonomy places the organism in Eukaryota, Fungi, Chytridiomycota, Chytridiomycetes, Polychytriales.
GAGCACAAUACGAACGAUACGAACGAUACGAAGGAUGCAAAGGAUGCAAAGGAUGCGACGGAUGUGAAUGAUGUGAAGCAUCUGCCCGCCACUGUCACUCCAUCUCUGUCCCGGGAUGACCCACUUCGAUUCACCUUCGAGGCGCGAGCCCUCGCCGAUCGCCGCAUCGGCCUCCCUCCCAGGACCGCUCGCCCCGCCCCUCCAUGGCCUCCGCAUCCAAGAUGCAGCCCACCCGGCGGCAUAAAUACCGUGCUCGUCGCCUCCGUCUCGAGGAGGCCAUCUGCUAUCCACCCUUUCAAUAAUACCAUCCAAGCUCUUCUCUUUGCCCAGUGCCCUUUGCCCAUCGCGCCUCGCUCUUUGAUCUUCUGCACCAUGCACAACCACUAUCUUGUUGGUCUCGACCUCUCGGACUGUGCCCAGGAGCCCGCUAUCUACACCAUCGAGUGGAUCUCGGACCAUCUCCUUUCUGAGGGCGAUCAAAUCACCAUUGCCUCUGUCCUGCCCAACAUCGACUCGCCCGAGGUCCAGGAGGCCGAGGAGAGCACCACCCGCCGGGUCAAGGUGCUCCUCGAGUCGCUAGAGGCUCAGUAUGCCAAGAAGAAGGUUCGCGUCGAGAGCACGAUUCUGCACUCGUCGCAGGAGCCCGGCCUGGCGCUUUGCGAGAUGGCUGCAGAGAUCAAGGCAACCAACUUGGUCCUUGGAUACGACCCUCACAAGUCGUCUCACAGCAUCGGCAACUACUGCUUGGACAACUCCGAGGUCCCAGUCAGCAUCAUCCGGCCAGUGUACCACUACAAGUAGAGCGGUCUGAUCUGUCACAUUCCGUGAUUCCCCCCCCCCUCAGCUAAACAAGCAUGACGGGUUGUUGCCGUGGCCGUUCGCUGCAGCCGAACCAGCUCCAUCCGACGACACCUGCUCCCCAUCCCUCUAUUUCUCCACUUGAUCACUUUACUGUUUAUUAUUCGGUUGAGAUGUUGCUAGGUUUUGAGUAAUCAAACACUUUUUUCCGACACUUUAAACUCAUUCAUGGGGCAGUUGGCAUCUGAUCCUGGUCCGGUCCCGAGAGCAUGAGCGAGUGUCCCUCGCGACCUGAAAUGAAAAAGGAAUACUGC